UCAACAAGGGCUCUAUUUACAGAGACUGAGAAGGAGGAGCGGAGGGGCAACCGAAUGAAUUAAAUAAUGCUUAGGCGCUUAAACUACGUAAUUUCAUCAACAGCGAAAGGAAGGGUUGAAACAAGAGGGGAAACAGAACUGACAAAAGUUGCUGAGACGUUAAACUAAAGAUUUUAGAAGAUAAAGAAAAAAGAGAGAGAGGGAGAGAGAGAGAGAGAGAGAGAGAGAGAGAGAGAGAGAGAGAGAGAGAGAGAGAGAGAGAGAGAGAGAGAGAGAGAGAGAGAGAGAGAGAGAGAGAGAGAGAGAGAGAGAGAGAGAGAGAGAGAUGAGGACAUUACAUAAUAAAUUGGUAGCGUUCGACUGGGACCGGCACUGACUGACACACACUUCAGACUCACGGUCAAACAAUUGAUGAACUUUUGGAAACUUUGGCCUUUUAUAUACGUAUCUACAUUUAUAGAUGCCCACAUUUUUUAAAUCGUAUUAUCCUGUUUUUGCCUUGUUUAUUUUUAUGAUAAACAUGUAGAACUCCCUGGAGAGUUCUUGUCACUCUUUUGGCUUGGAUAAUGUUGACAAAGUUGUCAGCAUCGCGGUUCUUUGCGCUUUGAACGCAUUUUCAAAUACUUUUCUGAUGUUUCCUAAAAUUGGAAAAUUGGAGUGAACGCUAUUUACAGAUAGAGAGCGCGUAAUUCAAGUACUCAUCAAAAGUUAUGACCUCGGCGACACCCCCUUCUUCUCGUAGCUCCUCCCCACAGAAGGUCUGCCACUCUCAGACACAGACAGAUGUUCUAAAGCCACUAUUGGGUGGAGGAGGUGGGGCUUCUUCAGGGAACGGACCUGCCGCAUUAAGGCGUCGGCGGCGGGUGCUGUCUAAAGAAGGGCGGAGCAAUGUACUUAUUGAACACGUCAGCGGCCGUGGGGCACUUUACUUGCGUGACCUAUGGACGACCUUUUUGGACAUGCAGUGGCGCUACAAGCUGUUCUUGUUUUCAGCCACCUUUGCUGGUACCUGGUUUAUCUUUGGAGUGCUGUGGUACUUGGUGGCACUCGUGCAUGGAGAUUUGCUAGAGUUUGACCCUCCAUCCAACCACACGCCAUGUGUGAUGCAGGUCCAAACUCUGACAGGGGCAUUCCUUUUCUCUCUGGAAUCACAAACUACUAUUGGCUACGGCUUUCGUUGCAUCACUGAGGAAUGUCCACUCGCCAUCAUACUGCUUAUUGUCCAACUUGUCAUCACUAUGGUGAUGGAAAUCUUUAUCACUGGAACAUUCCUUGCCAAGGUAGCUCGGCCGAAGAAACGUGGUGAAACUGUGAAGUUUAGUCAGCAUGCUGUGGUUGCCAAUCAUGAGGGGCGGCCUUGUCUUAUGAUCCGUGUAGCUAACAUGCGUAAGAGUCUGCUUCUGGGUUGCCAGGUAACCGGUAAGCUGCUGCAGACAUCCCUGACUAAGGAGGGUGAGACAGUUCGUUUGGACCAGAGGAAUGUAUUCUUUCAAGUGGACACAUCCAGUGACAGCCCUUUCCUCAUACUUCCCCUCACUUACUACCACGUGAUAGACGACAACAGCCCACUGCGGGCCUGGGCCGCCAAAGGUGGUGGGUGGACGGACCCAGAGCUGGCAGACUUUGAGCUGCUUGUAAUUAUGAGUGCUACAGUGGAGCCCACCUCGGCCACCUGCCAGGUUCGUACCUCCUACCUGCCGGACGAGAUUCUGUGGGGCUAUGAAUUUCCACCUGUUGUCUCCCUCUCCCCCUCUGGGAAGUAUGUCGCUGAUUUUGCAUUCUUUGACAAGGUUGCCAAGACCAAGACGCCGCCCAUUUUCAAACAAGCCCCACCUCAUAAUACUCAAGCUUCCUAUCAAAAGAGUAAAGGAGGAGACCAAGGGGCAGAUACAGAAAAAAUGAGAUUGGAGGAGAUUUACCGGGAGGAAAGGGGGCGUGUGCGAGACCAACUUAGUGUCCGCAUAAGUAAUGUAUAGAUAAGAAAAAGCACAAAGAUGGAGGGGGUGAAAACGUAGUCUGAUAUAGAUAAACUGCCCGAGUGCUUGUACGAGUAAGCGUUAGCCAACUUCUUUUUAAUGCCACUGAGUCUACCUGUUUUGCCAGGCAGCGUGCCAGCAGAGUUGGCUACUGCUGAAAUACACUGACAUGCAAGAAUGAAAAUAACAUGGGCACAAGAAAAGGGGCUAUGUUCGAAAUAGUAUACUACUCAGUAUGUAUCUCACAAAUCAAAUUACACUCUUGUCCAAUGUGACAAAAAACUCUUUAGUUAAUGAAAUUAAAAAUGGAACAAGCUUCAACAACAUAAAAAAUACACCAGGUGACAAAUGCAACCAAUACAAUUAUGCAAAACAAUGUGUAAUAUGUAGAGAAACCCAACAAUCUGUUUAAUUUUUAUUUGAUGUCGUAAAGUCGGGUUUGAGCUAUCAGAGCUUUUAAAAAAGUUUCCCACUUGUAAUAACUAAUUCAACAAAGAUAUUAAUGAGAUGAUGGUAUUGACAACAAUGUAGUACACUACUGCGUUAAACAUUUAUUGUUGUUGAUAAUACUUUAACAUACUAUAUUUAAAAAGUAGUAUCCGCUUGUUAAGGCUGACAUCAUGCACCACUUCCGGGUCCAAUCAAUCUCUAAUUCCAUAGGGAGAUGACCAGACAUGGAUUUUUUAUGAAUGAUUAAUAUUUACAUUUACAUUACAUUCGUCCAAAGUGACUGACAAAUGAGGUAAACAAUAAAAGCAAUACAAAAAUGCACUAGAAGUAGUAUCAUUAAAGGCGGAGUCCACGAUGUUUGAAAGCCAAUGUUGAUAUUUAAAAUCACCUAAACAAACACGCCUCUACCCCAAUAGAAUCUGGACCUUCUAUUAAAAGACCCACCUCACACAUACGCAACCCGGCAAGGAUGUCGGUUAGUAGACACGCUCCUUACUGCUGAUUGGCUAUAAGUGUGUUUUGGUAGUCGGCCCGUCUCCUUUUCCAAAGCGUUUUUCAAACAUCGUGGACUCCGCCUUUAAGGCCUAAAACAUUAUACAUAGAAAAAGGUUAGUUAGUAACAGUACAUUCUCAAGGGGCGAAAGUGUUAAUGCUUGACGGAAGGCUUGUCUGAAGCAUGGCCAACCGCCAAUCACAAUGGACGCAACCUAUGCUCUGGUCUUCCAUAAACGUAAUUGACUGGCUCUGCCUAGGUUAUUUGCAUAAGGCGAUCUGAUUGGCUGACGCAUGCGUUGCCGCUUGAAAAGUUGAGAUAUGUUCAACUUCUGCCGAAAGCAGAAAAACAUGAAAGUGUUUGGUAGCUUCUAAAUUCACCUCUGUUUGGAUCCUAACUGUACAUUCAUACCGCCCCCGACUUGAGCUUCCAAAGUUGCCAGAAGUCAUUCAUUUACUAUAGAAGCUGGCUUUUCUCAGCUGCAAGGAGCAUCAAAUCCAUCGGCGUCACAUUUUGAGCAACCAGAGCGUCAAUCAGAAAGUUGAAAGAAGCUCAACUUUAUGGUAAUGAGCUAUGACACGGUUUACAACAAGCAGUGGCAAAACGCCAGCAACCAAUCGAAUAUAGCCUAGACGUUCUUCGGUGGCUGAUUCUGGAGAAACAUAUUAGGUGAACUUUCAUUCCUAUCAAAACAUUAGUUCUUCAGAGACUUCAGAGCGGCCAAAGCGUCAACAAGCUUCCCCAUACAUUUUGACAAGCGUCCAUGACCGGGCAAGCCUGAGCUUCUUUGAAAGCUCAAGUCGGCGGCGGUGAGAACGCUCAGUAAGGAAAACUGGGCUAAAUGGUAACACAUUCACAAUGCGCUGUACAAAGAUUAACUGCACGCAUUGAAAAAAGGUAUGUAUUCAUUUGUCUAAGUUGAGGUAAGAACAUACCGGUAGUAAAAUAUUGAAAAUCGGUGGUGUUCUCCUUUAAACUCUGUAUUAGUAAGUGAGGUGUUGGCAGAAGAGAUGGGUUUUUACCUAAAUACUGCUACAGAGUCAGCUGAUCGUGUCGUGACCGGCAGAUCAUUCUAUAGAUGUGGAACAGAUCCAGAGAAGGUACACGAUAGUGAUUUGUUUCCUCUUUUUGAGAUGGCACCACAAGCCUUUGCUCGGUGACAGAGCACAGAGAUCGAGAAGGUACGUAGGUCUGUAUAAGCGAAUUAAAGUAAGGGGGUGCUGACCCGGUGGUACUUUUAAAGGCCAGGAGCAGAGCUUUGAAUUUGAUGUGAGCUGAUAUAGGAAGCCAGUAAUUGCUGUCUGUGAUUCCAAGAGUUUGGAAACUGCAGUGUACACUGAGUUUAUACAUUUUCCCGUAAAUGACUAACAUGAAUAAAUAGUGCUCAUAAACUGCUGUUUAAAUUGUUUCCUCUAUUGAAAUUUGUGGAGGCUUAGACCCGGAAACAGUAUUCCUUACAUCAUAUCUUAACAAGUGGAUAUUAAAAAUAUACUGCACAUAGUAUGAGUCAACGGCUAGUAUUCUAUUUCGAACAUAGCCAGAGAAAGUGAUUACUGAAAACUACUAAGCUAAUAGAUCUUCUGGAAUUCAAUGUGGGUGGACUCAUUAUAGAUUUGCUGCUUCACACACUACAAUACUGAUUUUACACACACAAAACACAAACAAACGCUCAUAAGAUGGACUGGUCAACUGUAAAGGAUUGUCUCCACCUUGUGGCCAAGAAAAGCAGUGCCACUGAUUUGGGACACCUGAGAACUUACUGUAUAUAACAUUCUGAUGGAAAACAGCUGACUUGAACACAUGGAUAAUAAAAUACUUUUCUUGAAGGAUUCUGGAUUGUAGAGGGGUCAUGUAAAAGACUGAAAAAAAUCAUAAUGUUUAAACCACUGUACUGUAGGUAAUGAUAGGUCAAAAAGUACAAGCGUUGGAGUAAAUAACUUGUUUUCGUCUUAUCGAGGGACUGCAUUGUCUAUAUAUUGUCUAUAUUUGUGUCUAACAGUGCCAGUAUAGAACUUUUUUGGGUAAAGGUCUAGAUUUUCCCAUAGUUUAUCUUUUGUCACUGGAAUGAACAUAUUGAUGUUUGUUAACAAUACUAAAAGCACUUUAACCGAGGCAUGUUUAUUUUUUUAUUUUGUUUGGGUCCAGAUUAAUUGUACAUGUGCUGUUUUUAUAAAGACAUUUCAAAUGAAGUGUGAAAGAAUGUAUUUUCAAUUAUUAUAAUGGAUUUAUUCAAUGUGCCUGCAAUGUAUAUAAUAAUAAUAGUAAUAAUAAUAAUAAUUUUACAAUUUCGUUUAAUAUUUUAAAAAGUCCUGGGGCAUGGCUAUUUUGACUUAAGCAUGAAAACACCAUGAAUAAACUCAUAUCAAAUCAUAUCAGCCAGAACACACAAAACCCAUUUAAUAAACACCUUAGCAAUAACAUAGUAUUUCCAUUCCUACUACCCAAAACACACAAGCAUCCUAACAUUUUAUUAUUAUUAAUAUUACUAUUAUUAUUGUUGUAGAUUGCAUUUAUCUGUUGUAAGAAGAAUGAUUGUCUCAUUUUCUUUGUCUACAACUGUGGCUGAAAAGAAACAUGUGUUUAGUCAGGGUUCACUUUCAAAAACUGGACUUUCCUUGUUUUAACUGCUAAUAAAAGUUGUGAAGUUA
Paramisgurnus dabryanus is the source of this 5567-nucleotide messenger RNA. It is a transcript of the gene kcnj10a, whose product is annotated as potassium inwardly rectifying channel subfamily J member 10a. Gene Ontology annotation, cellular component: plasma membrane. Lineage: Eukaryota; Metazoa; Chordata; Actinopteri; Cypriniformes; Cobitidae. The record is from RefSeq and is a predicted model, not a curated record. Gene Ontology annotation, molecular function: inward rectifier potassium channel activity. Gene Ontology annotation, biological process: potassium ion import across plasma membrane; regulation of monoatomic ion transmembrane transport.